AUGGCGGAUAUUGAGCAACAAGCACCUGUCGAGGGCACGCCAGUCGAGGAUGUAGAGAUGGAAGGCGCAGCUAAUGCUGGCGCUGGCGCUGGCGUGGACGAAGGUGCUGGUGAAGAGACGGCCUUGGCUGAUAUUGAGCCUGAAGCGCCCAAGCUAGUAUUAUUCUCAGACCUGAUCAAGAGUCCAAUCGUAGAAGUCGUUGUUGGAUCCGGAGAGACCCGCACCACAUACUCAGCACACGAGGCUGUUCUUCUCAAGUCGCCCGAAUUUGGCAAACAUGUCGAAAAGUUUGCGGCAGGAGGACCACGCCAAAUUGUCCUUUCAGACUGCGACAUAGACGCCAUGGGCUCGGUAAUCGAGUACCUCUACACGGGCGAGUACUUCCCCAAGAAGACUUCUUCGGCACGCGACGCCUCGCUAGAAAAGGACCCACGCCAACCAGAAAUCGACCAUGAAGGCGUCGGCCUUCUCGUCCACGCCCGCAUCUACACUCUCGCCGACCGCCUCCAACUCCCCGAGCUCAAAUCCCUUGCACACUCCAAAAUCCACCGUACCGCCUCGACGGCUAAAGGUGAACUCGCAUACGCCCGCUACGUCUACAAAGAAUCCGACCCAGAAGACACUACCAUUCGCAAGCCGGUGGCGGCCUUUUGGGCUACCCGCAGCUUCAGCCUCCGCCGCGACGCCGAGCCAGAGUUCAAGGCAAUGUGUCUGGAGUUUCCGCAGUUUUCGUACGAUGUGCUGCAGUUGGUGCUUGAUCAGCGGGAGAAGAAGAAGAGCGGCGAGGAUACGCCUGGGCGGAGUAGUGGGCCGAGUGUUGUACCGGGGAGUACGAGGAAGAGGGCGAGGGUUUAG
Bipolaris victoriae FI3 is the source of this 855-nucleotide messenger RNA. RefSeq lists its product as hypothetical. Gene Ontology annotation, molecular function: protein binding. Lineage: Eukaryota; Fungi; Ascomycota; Dothideomycetes; Pleosporales; Pleosporaceae. The transcript has 3 exons. The record is from RefSeq and is a predicted model, not a curated record. Bases 1 to 855 code for a protein of 284 amino acids.